ACAAAAAUUAUAAAUACGAAGUCGGUCUUUGUACAAUAAAUUUUAAUAAAAAUUGUUUCUUAGAUUGUAUUUCAGAAUAAUGUAAUUCUUAUUCGAAAUAACACACGUGUAUAACAGCAAGUGGCUAUAAAUGACUCUUAAUUGCUUACCUAGAUUUAUUGCUAUUGUAUAUACACUUUAUCACCGUAGUGUUGUGUUUUGAUAAGGACACGUCAACCCAUUAAAAUUUUAGAAAUAUGGAAAUUUUAAGACUGUUACUUUUAUUAUUUUGCAUAAUAACAGCAAGUGCGGAACUUGUGGGUCCUGAGGCCAGUAAAAAAGUGAAAAAUGACGAAGAAACUACAGAACCACCGGACACUGACGAGCCUGAGGACUAUAGUGAAAUAACUUCAGCUAUGAGAAAAGAGAUCAAAAUGCUUCAAGAAUACGCUGAUGCUAUGAGAAAAUCCAAAGAACUACUGAAAGAUGAAGGUCCGAAAGUAAUUUCAGAACCAAAUGAAAAGGAUAGUAUGUUGCAAAUCGAUGACUAUACAUUUAAGCUGAUUAAGAACAGUCUUCUGCGACAGUCUGAACCAAGCUGGGUCGAAGCAGCCAAAGGAAUGGUUGACUCCCUAGACACUGAAGUUGGGAAGCCAGAAGAAAAUCCUCAGGAUUAUCUUGAUAGCCUACCCCCACUACCAAAAGAGGAAGAAGUUGAACUUUCACCUGAAAUGCUAGAAGUUAAGGAGCUUUUCGACGCAGCAGUGAAAAAGAUAGAUAAGAGAUCACCAGAUUUACGCGGGGCCAUCUUGCAAGUGAAACAAGCAGCUGACAGAGGAUAUGCACCUGCCAAAAUAAAGUUGGCCUGGUCAUACAUUUUUGGUGAAGGCAUGGAACUUGAUGUUGAGAAGGCGAAGAAUAUAUUCUUAGAACUUGCUGAAGAGGGCAAUGCUGAUGCACAUGCUGGCCUUGGGUUUCUACAUGCAACCGGUGUGGGAGUGCCAGUGUCUCAAGCGAAAGCCUUAGUCCACUACACUAUAGGCGCUAUAGGUGAAAGUGAUUAUGCGCAGAUGGCCCUUGCAUACAGAUAUUGGGUAGGUGUAACAGUACCAAGCUCUUGUCCAAAAGCUAUGGAGCUAUAUAUGAAAGUUGCAAGUAAAGUGGCAAGCCAAGUGACGUUUAGCGGUGGUCCCGCGAUUCAAAGAACCCGUUUGAUUGAUGAAGCUGAGGGAACUGGACCAACUGCAGCGCUUGAUACAGAUCUUAUUGAAUACUACCAGUUGUUGGCUGAGAAAGGAGAUGUUCAGGCCCAGGUCGGUCUAGGUCAAUUGCAUUUCCAAGGCGGUCGCGGUGUUACCCUGGACAUACAAAAAGCCUUACAUUAUUUCAAACAAGCCGCUAAAACUGGGAACGCUAUGGCCAAUGCGUAUCUUGGGAAGAUCUAUUUAGAGGGAGGCGACGGAAUUAAGCCAAACAACGAAACAGCGCUUCAUUAUUUCAGAAAAGCCGCUGAAUUGAACAACCCAAUUGGACAGAGUGGUCUGGGAUUGAUGUAUUUACAGGGCCGAGGCGUUCCAAAAGACGCCAAUAUAGCGUACAAAUACUUCACGAUGUCCGCGAAUCAGGGGUGGAUGGAAGGACAGUUGCACCUUGGUUUCCUUUAUUUAAGUGGAACAGGUGUUCGACGUGACUUUAAACAGGCGAACAAGUACUUCUCUCUUGCGUCGCAGUCGGGUCAUGUCCUGGCCUUGUACCAUUUGGCACAAUCCCACGCGCAAGGGUUGGGUGUGAUGCGUUCCUGUACAGUUGCUACUGAGUUAUUUAAAAACGUAUGCGAACGCGGCCCAUGGUCGUCUCGUCUAAUGUUAGGACACGCGGCUUGGCGAGCGAGGGACACGGAUUCAGCGUUGUUGCAGUACUUGGCACUUGCUGAACGCGGUUUUGAGAUCGCCCAGAGCAAUGCUGCCUAUUUGUUGGAUGAUGGUGAAGUCCGACUCUUCCCAGAAGAAGAGAGAUGGCGUCGGGCUUUACAGCUUUGGUCUCGUGGAGCAUCCCAAGGCUGUGCAUCCGCACGAGUCAAGCUGGGUGAUUACCACUAUUAUGGGCUGGGAACCAACGUGGACUUGGAGGCAGCUGCUUAUCAUUACAGGAUAGCAUCGGAACAGCUCCACAACCCUCAAGCUACCUUCAAUUUAGGCUACAUGCACGAGCGAGGCUUAGGCUUAGCUCGUGACAUCCACCUGGCAAAGAGGUGCUACGACCUGGCAGCUGAUGCGGCGCCAGAAGCAAGACUGCCGGCUGCUUUAGCACUGGCUCGGCUUACAGCAGUUACGACACUGUCCUCAUUGAUGGAUUCCAUAUUGCAGAGCCCGCUAGCGAUGAUAUUCCUCUCUGGUGAAUCUACUCUUCUCUCGAAUUGGGAUGUGUAUCUCAUUGCAAUAUUAGCGGCUGCCCUUGGCUUAGUGCUUUACCUGAGGAGACCGCAACCGACGAACUGAUUACGACCCUUUGAUUAUUGAAACGUAAAUUCUCGUCACUAAGUGACUGAUUCAAUUAUAUUUGUUUUCUUUUUAAAAAAGAUUAAUUGUUAUAAAGUAGCAAAAUUUAAACUUUUACAGGUUUUUUAACUGCUAAAUGAUUUCGGAUGUGUUAGUAUGCUUUCUUUUAGAAAUCCCUUUUUAAAACUAAAUUAGCCUUAUGCUGUUUAAAAAACCUUCUUCGUCACAGCAUUAGCAAGAGAGACAGAAAGAGAUCAAUGUAAUAAGACUGAAUUUAGUUUUUUAAAUGGUACUGAAAUAAUCAUUUAAAUAUAUAUCACAAUUCAGUAAAAUAUCUCCUUUAACAUAUCCAUAGACAUAACAGAAACAUCAGUUGAUUGAUUACACAUUCUUAAAGGUCAAAAUUAAUGUCAUUUGACAGUCCUAGGAAGUGAUUGUGAACUGAGAUUCGUCUUGAAAUACGACGACCUGAUCUAAGACGGGUACCCGCACUAAAAUGGAGGGUAGUUUCAAAUGUGUAAAACUAGUUGUGUAAUAAAACUGUUAAAUAUAAGAAAGUGCUGUGAAAUCAUAUUAAUUCAUUUAACCUUUCUGCCUUUAUAAUAACAUUGUUGUAUUUUCAUUUUUUGUUGAGUAACUAACAAUUAAUAACUAAACAUUCAUCAAAACUCAGUGUUAUUACUUUGAACUAAAGUACCGUUGUCUCUUUCCGUCAAAUUGUAUUUUCGCUGUAUUGAAAAGAGACAGAAUAAUGCUUUUGUUAAGGUCUAAUUCGACUUUUCAAAUGUAAUAUUGUUUCUAAUAUAUCAGCAAAAUAUUUGUUUUUGACGUGUAUCUAUAAUUGUUUAGUGAAAUAUAGGACAUAAAUGUGUCAUUAAAGUUUGUCAGUGUCGAUGACAGCGGUGUUUUGUGUGAACUGUAUAAAUGAUUGUAAAUAAAAUUAUUUAUUAAGA
Messenger RNA from Pieris rapae (cabbage white), 3430 nucleotides. It is a transcript of the gene Hrd3, whose product is annotated as protein sel-1 homolog 1. NCBI's taxonomy places the organism in Eukaryota, Metazoa, Arthropoda, Insecta, Lepidoptera, Pieridae. Gene Ontology annotation, molecular function: protein binding. Bases 237 to 2477 code for a protein of 746 amino acids. The record is from RefSeq and is a predicted model, not a curated record. The transcript is spliced from 14 exons. Gene Ontology annotation, cellular component: endoplasmic reticulum membrane. Gene Ontology annotation, biological process: ERAD pathway.